AUGGCACAAUCGACCCCCGGCCUCAAUGGCAGCGACGCCAUCUACUACGCCCACAGCACAACCACCACCGCCGCCCCCGCCGAAAAAACCUGGCAAGCCCUGAUCAACACCUCCACUUGGCCGUCUUGGAACACCUUCUGCCCCCGAGUAACCAUCCGCCAUCAACCAGACCAGAAUGACUCCGCGAUCCUGCAACUUGGCACGCAAAUGACCUUCCACGUGCACAUGGAUGCCAAUUCACCCGCCGAAACAGACACCUACCUGGUCGUCACGCAGUUCGAGCCACCGGAGGGGGGUAAAACUGGUCGCAUUGCAUGGGCGGCUGAUUACACUGCGUCGGGGACACUGCCGCGCUUCUUGCUGCGGGCGGAACGCGUGCAUGAAGUCGUGCCGGUCGAGGGUGGGAGUGGAGUCAGGAAUUGGGAGGUGCAGGCUGGGUAUGCGGCGUAUGCGGUGCGGUGGAUGUAUGGGAGGGUGAUUCAGGAGGCGUUUGAGAGGUGGGUGGAGGAGUUGAGGGAGUAUGUCGCUAGUAGUUAG
This is a messenger RNA of Aspergillus ruber CBS 135680, 537 nucleotides long. RefSeq names its product SRPBCC domain-containing protein. The record is from RefSeq and is a predicted model, not a curated record. The transcript has a single exon. The coding region runs from base 1 to 537 and encodes 178 amino acids. Lineage: Eukaryota; Fungi; Ascomycota; Eurotiomycetes; Eurotiales; Aspergillaceae.